This is a messenger RNA of Amaranthus tricolor (Joseph's coat), 465 nucleotides long. RefSeq lists its product as uncharacterized. The record is from RefSeq and is a predicted model, not a curated record. Gene Ontology annotation, molecular function: microtubule binding. The transcript has 5 exons. Bases 1 to 465 code for a protein of 154 amino acids. NCBI's taxonomy places the organism in Eukaryota, Viridiplantae, Streptophyta, Magnoliopsida, Caryophyllales, Amaranthaceae.
AUGAAUCUUGAUGCACAAAGAAUUCGUUUGAUUGAUUUUUCAUUAGAAGAUGAUUUUCUUAUUGAUUCAGAUUUGAAUGGUACAUCAUUCGAUCUUCGAUUAUCAGUGGCAUUUGAGACACAAAAUGAGUUAUUAAGCAGUCCCAAAUCAAGAUUUCAUCCAGAAAUGACAGACAGACAAUCCUUUUUUGCUGAAAAAGUGCCUAAUGCUAUCAAAGAAUGUAAUGCCAGAAAAAGUUUGGCUUGGGAUCGUGAAUUUUUCACAAGUCCAGGGUUCCUUGAACUUGAGGAACUAUCCCGUGUUAAUCGUGGUUUCAAGAAUCUUAAGGCAUGUGCUUCAACUCAUGGGACUGAAGAUAAUGUUAGGAGUAAAAUUUGCGAGGAAAGAAAGUUAAGGCAGAAAACAGGUGCUGUGGUUGGGUGCAGAAAUAAAAUUCUUGUUGGAGUUCUUGACUGGUUUGAUUGA